This is a messenger RNA of Pyricularia pennisetigena, 1260 nucleotides long. RefSeq lists its product as uncharacterized. Lineage: Eukaryota; Fungi; Ascomycota; Sordariomycetes; Magnaporthales; Pyriculariaceae. Bases 1 to 1260 code for a protein of 419 amino acids. The transcript is spliced from 2 exons. The record is from RefSeq and is a predicted model, not a curated record.
AUGCUCGAAUAUUUCACAUACAGAAAGUUCAAGAAGCACCAAGCGCAAAAGCAGGAGGCAGAGCAGAAACGCCUCAGCCAAGAGGCCGCAGACACUCCCGGCAACUCCAGCAACAUCCCACAGAUCGUCGAGCCCAAUGCAUCAGCCACGACGACAACAGAGGUCGGGUCACCGCUUCUCCAGGAUGAAGACGAGAGGUUCUUCAGGCUCCUCACAACCCAGGACGCCUCGCUCAUCACCCUAAAGGAUGCGGAGAACGGCGACGACGACGAGGGCCCCAGGCCGCCCCUGCCUCCGCGCAUAAAGACGCCAGAGAUUGGUUGGGACAGCGAUGCCGAGUCCUUCCUGGUUGCGAACAAGGGCAAGGGCAAAGAAAAGGCGGGAGAUGAAGCUGCGGCACCUGCUGUGGCGGAGAAGACAAAAGACGGCGACGGAAAAUUCACGAAUCGCAUCGGCCGCCGCAUCUCGGUGCUCGUUCGUCGCCCGGGCAAGAAGCAGCCCGACGUGAAGCCGAACCCCAAGCUCGCCGUCUCGGAAGAGGACGCCGAGCGGGAAAAGGACGACCUCACGCGCGUCCUCGACGACCUGAACCUUUCCGCCCAAAACAACCGCGUCUUCUCGCUGUCCAAGGAGUCGACGGAGCUUGUCAACUCCUUUACGCAGGUGUUGAAGGACCUGGUGAACGGCGUCCCGACGGCUGCUAACGACCUCAAGACGCUGCUCGAGGAUCCGGACGGCCACCUGGCAAAGAACUAUGAGAAGCUACCUGGGAGCCUGAAGAAGCUGGUGCAGCAAAUGCCCGACAAGAUUUCCGGCAGCCUGGCCCCGGAGCUCCUUGCCGCGGCGGCCAAGUCGCAGGGCCUGGAGCACACGGACAACUCCAAGGGCGGGAUCAAGGAGACGGCCAUGAAGCUGAUCAAGCCGGGCAACCUCCAGGAGCUCAUCACCAAGCCUGGCGCAAUCCUGAGUAUGCUCAAGGCUAUUGUAAAUGCGCUCAAGCUGCGUUGGCCCGCCUUUAUUGGCACCAACGUGAUUUGGAGUAUAGCCAUCUUUUUGCUGCUUUUCGUGCUUUGGUACUGCCACAAACGUGGGCGUGAGGUUCGCCUCGAGGGAGAACGGACGACCGAGGCAGGUGACCGGAUCGAGGAGCUGCCUGACGACCCUCUACUUCCAGCUCCACCGGCUGGCGAAGCUUCGGGAUCUGCCUCAUCGCCCAAGCUGCCGCAACCACCUGUAGGUGAGGGUAGCGGUAGCAAAUGA